Messenger RNA from Aspergillus pseudotamarii, 2204 nucleotides. RefSeq names its product cytochrome P450. The transcript is spliced from 7 exons. The record is from RefSeq and is a predicted model, not a curated record. The coding region runs from base 77 to 1657 and encodes 526 amino acids. Gene Ontology annotation, molecular function: iron ion binding; heme binding; oxidoreductase activity, acting on paired donors, with incorporation or reduction of molecular oxygen. Lineage: Eukaryota; Fungi; Ascomycota; Eurotiomycetes; Eurotiales; Aspergillaceae.
CCCCGAUUAACCCUAUAACUACUACUAUCAGAAUAUUUAAGAACUCCCAUCAACUUUAACCCAUGCCAAAGUUAAUAUGGUGUUUUUACAUUGGAUCACCAUCACCAUUGGAGUCCUCACGGCAUACGUUCUGACUAAACUCCUUACAUUUAAGAAACCCCCAGCGCCUCUACCCCCCGGUCCUCCUCCCAAACCACUUAUUGGUAACCUGAAAGAUCUGCCGCAAAAUGGAGAGAGGGACUGGGAGCAUUGGCUGAAACACAAAAAGCUUUAUGGGCCGAUUAGCUCCAUCACUGUGCUAGGUCAAACCUUUGUCAUUCUCAAUGACCCAAAGCUCGCCGUCGAGCUCUUCGAGCAGCGGUCCAAGUGGCAUUCGGACCGGCCUAAGAUGUUCUUUGCGACCGAAAUGUCCGGAACUGGGGGCAUCCUGGGAAUGAUCCCCUAUUCUGAUCGCUCCAAGGCAAUCCGCAAAGCCAUGAACAAGGAGAUUGGAUCGAAGGUAGCUGUUUCUCGUUUUAAUGGGCUGCAGGAGGCUGAGACGCGUCGCUUUUUACUACGGGUGCUCGAGGCGCCGGAGGAUCUGAGAAACCAUAUUCGGAAAGAAGCUGGCGCAGUUGUUCUUAAACUUGCGUAUGGGUACACGGCCGAGCCCCACAAACAGGAUCCGUUGGUUGAUUUGGCAGACGUGUCUAUGUAUUACUUUUCGCUGGUUUGUCGUUAUGGAGCUUGGUUGGUGGAUGUGAUUCCAAGCUUGAGAUAUCUCCCUUCUUGGCUUCCGGGAACUGAGUUCAAACGCAUAGGCCAGAGGUCCAAAGAGGCUUUUGAUAACUUUGGAGGGAAACCAUAUAAUUUCGUGAAGCAACAAAUGUCGCAAGGCAUACAUCAUCCAUCAUAUUUGUCAAGCAUUCUAGAAUCUGAAGAUAUAGAGCCUGGCUCCGAGAAGGAGUACGUGACAAAGUGGUCCGCAGCAUCGAUUUAUGCCGGCGGCGCUGACACGACAGUGUCCACAAUGGCAUGCUUCUUCCUCGCCAUGGCGCUGUAUCCUGAGGCCCAGAGAAAGGGUCAGGAUGAGAUCGAUCGUGUUGUCGGAAACCACCGUCUUCCCACCUUUUCCGACCGGGAUAAUUUGCCUUACAUCAACGCCAUGGUGAAGGAGGUCCUCCGCUGGCACCCAGUUGUACCGACCAACUUGCCUCAUGUUUCUACCCACGAUGAUAUGUGUCAAGGAUAUUUUAUCCCGAAGGGCUCCAUAGUUCUUGCUAAUAUCUGGGGGUUUACACACGACCCAGACGUCUUCCACGAGCCUAUGGCAUUCAAGCCGGAACGCUAUCUAGGCGAGAGCCCCGAGCCGGAUCCCCACAGGCUCUCGUUCGGAUUCGGCCGUCGAAUCUGCCCCGGUCGCGUGAUGGCAGAUGCGGCCAUCUACCUGAAUCUUGCACAGUGCUUGGCGGCCUUCAAUAUUACCAAGAAAGUCGUCGAUGGAAAGGACGUGGAGCCCCGAGUGGAAUUUCAGGCUGCGCUUAUCAGUCACCCGGAGCCAUAUGAUGUGAGCAUUAAGGCUCGGAGCUCGGUGCAUGAGGAGCUCAUUCGCGCGGUGGAGAUAGAAUAUCCUUGGGAGAAAAGCCAUGCGGAUGAGCUUGCUAAUAUCAAGGCAUAGAUGUUUUAUGGAUGAUUGCAUGCGACUGUCGGCGUUGAGAGGAGCUCGAGCAAGGGGUGCUUGUCAGUUUUACUAUGUAUUUAAGAUGUUGUUUAGCAGUUCGAAUCGACAUGAGCAUACCUUUUCAUGCUCCUGUCCUGGAGAUGCCAGACAGAUUCCCACCCACUCGCGCUUCAACUCUACACCUCACCGUGCGUGAAGCGAGACACUGAGAAGUAGGGAUGCAACCCCCCAUCAAAUCUAUCAUAUAAGUCCUCACGAUUCUAGAUCUGCCGCAAUGGAUGGGAGGGGGAAUGUAGUAGCACUAUGAGAUUUUCGACGGUGUCAUCCUCGUCACUAAAGAGAGUUUCUGGCACUAUGUACCCCGAUAAGGUGAUGCCAUGCCAAUGAAGGAUAUCAGAGUUGUCGAUAUUCAUCUACAGUAGCUCACAAAGCAAGGGGCUCACCCAAUAAAUCUGGAUAAAGACCAUAUUUUAUAAAGGAUUGCCCCUUAUGGUUCAUCCGAUAACUGGCAGAUAGCAAGAAAGCGUAUCAUUUAUACGGUAGC